CUGUUGCGAAUUCAAGGGGGAAUAAUAUUAGUAUUCUUCUUGGAUAUGGAAAUGGAAAUUUUUCAAAACUAGUAAAUUAUUCUACUGGUCUUUAUUCAGCUCCUAAAUUCAUUGCUGUUGGGUAUUUCAAUGAUGAUAAACAAGUUGACAUUGUUGUAGCUAAUUCUAACACAAGCAAUAUUUUAAUUUUUCUUGGAAAUGGAAAUGGAAAUUUUACAAUUUUGCAAAGUUAUUCAACGGAACAAAGCUCUGAACCAUCUGCUAUCGCUAUAGUGGACUUGAAUAAAGACAAUCAAAUGGAUAUCGUCGUUACUAAUCGUGGUACCAAUAAUGUACUUGUUUUUUACGGAUUAGGCAAUGGAAGCUUUUUAAGUCCAAAGUCAUAUUCUCUUGAUUAUGGAUCUCGCCCAGCAUCCGUUGCUAUUGCAGAUUUUAACAAUGAUACUUUGCUGGAUAUCGUUGUUGCCAAUUAUGGUUCUGGUUAUGUAGAAGUACUCUUGCAGACUUGUUAA
This is a messenger RNA of Rotaria sp. Silwood2, 512 nucleotides long. Lineage: Eukaryota; Metazoa; Rotifera; Eurotatoria; Philodinida; Philodinidae. The record is from the annotation of a GenBank genome assembly.